UGCCCUGUGAACACUGUUCCGCCAUUCGGCUCCACUGCUCCCCACGAGCGCGAGACGACAGGAUUCGGCAAAGCACACAAGUACUUUAGUUGCUUCCACGAGGAUUGCACCUACUAGGAACUCCAUAUCUCUGCACCACCGAUGGUCGCAACAAUGGGGCUCGAUUCGUGGACAUCAGAGGAACUCGCGUCUGCCAUCAGCGCGCUGGGUCCAGAAUUUGAGGAAGUGUCCCAAACUUUCGCAGAUCGCCAAAUAACGGGCAAGUUUCUGUACGGUGCGUCGCCUCAAGUCCUUUACGUAAAACUCAAAGGAGACCUCGGGGUCAAGGCGUUCGAUGUCCGAACGAAGCUAUUGGGCCAGAUUGAUAAAUGGAAGACGGAUACACAGGAAAAUGGCGAUGAGCAGGGUGAUGGACUGGGUAGUGGGCAGGAAUCAACCUUGGCGACCGACGUAAGAGAGGCGAAACCGCCAGAUCUAUCAGCCAAACGGGCACGGGAAGACCCGAUCCCCAACCCAGGUCCGACAGCGAAAUCCACAGAGUCUCCAUCCCCAGUCCUUGUCUCAUCCAGUACAACAAGCUUACCUGGCUCACCACCCAAAAAGCGCCGGAUCACGCCAAAAUUGAUCGGCCCCGUGCGGACAAGGAUCCAUACCUUCGCUUCCACCACCCAACUCUCCGACUUCACCCAACGGAAGGAGGAAGCCUUGAAUCAGGGCGUCGCUGGACCCGUUGGGUAUCGAAAUGAGUCUGAAUUUGCGGAUGGCGAUCUGGUGGUCGAAGGAGAAGACAAAGCGCAGGUCGAGCUCGAAGAAGAGGUUGAAGAAAUGAUGAAGAUGGAAGAGUUGGGGGAGUCGGGCAAGGGGAAGGGGAAGGGACGAGCCGUCAGCGAAGGAGAGUAUGGUACUAUGGAGGAUCAAACCGCGGAUAUCAGAGAUGAGGAGGAGAGGGCGGAAGAUGGGGGUGAGGAAGGGGAUGGGGAAGAGGGAGAUGGGAGCAUUGAGGAGGAAAGUGGGUCGGACGGAGAGGAGAAAGGAAACUCCGGCGAUGAUGGAGGUGAUGGAGGUAGCGGAGGUGUACCGACUGCAGAUGUAGCGAACCAAGGGAGCUCGUCGGCUGGGCAGAACGUGAUCAAUCUUGAUAGCGAUGACGAAGAGUACUACAUAGCACGAGGUGCCCCAGACUAACCUAGCAGGAAGGUGUUCCGUAGCAAGGGGCGCGGGGAACGGGAGAGAGGUUCCAAGAACGGCAAUUCAUGCCGUGAUGUAAUGGACCGCGGCGUAUUGUACGUAAGGAAAGCACUAAACUGUGGCCGCUA
Fimicolochytrium jonesii is the source of this 1316-nucleotide messenger RNA. RefSeq lists its product as uncharacterized. The transcript is spliced from 2 exons. Lineage: Eukaryota; Fungi; Chytridiomycota; Chytridiomycetes; Spizellomycetales; Powellomycetaceae. Bases 142 to 1185 code for a protein of 347 amino acids. The record is from RefSeq and is a predicted model, not a curated record. Gene Ontology annotation, molecular function: protein binding.